AUGCCAAAGAGGAAGAACCAACAACCCACGCCCGUAGUUAAGUCGAGAAGGCGCCCUAAGGGUACUGAUGGGUCGGACAACGCUACCUUAGUUCCCGCCCCAAGUCAACUAGCAAAAGAACUAUCAAACACGGGACCCCAGAUCCCAACAACGCCAUUUACGAACGAGCAAUUGCUUCAGAUGUCGCAAGCUGUGGCAGACAUCGUAUCCAGGCAGUCUCAAUGCAUGCCCAUAGAGCCCCUCCUGCCAAGCUUGCCUGCGGAUAAGCCGAGUACAGGUACAGAACCUGAGAUAUUUUCUAGUAAAUAUCUUGCUCAAACGCAGAGUUAUGACAAUGAUUUGGGGCACAUGGUGCCAAAUAGAUUGAAACACAAAAUUGUAAAUGGGGAAUAUAUCAAUUUGGGGCUGUUGGUUGAAAAUUCUAAGGGGGUUGAUACCAACGAUGACACUAAAUAUUUUUCCAUGAAAGAGGGUAGCCUUACUUUGGCCUCUAAGUCCAAAGCUAAGGUCAUAACCAAUAUACAGGUUUCGACUGAUGCUUUCCUCAUCUAUGCGUCAAUAUAUGCUUCAGCACAUCCUGAGAGGAGGGCCCAACUAUUUAAAUAUAUCCAUACCAUUAGGCUGGGGGCAAGUAGAGUUAAGACCUUAGGAUGGCGCGAUUAUGAUGUUAAAUUUAGGUUGAAGAAGGAGGCUAACCCUUCCUUUUCAUUUGCUGUUGUUGACCAAGAGCUAUGGCUCCUGUACAUGUACAAUACAACAACCACCCAGUCUUCCUACAGCCAGGCAUCGCUCCUAAAGUGUUAUGAUUUUAAUUACAAGGGGCAAUGUAGCAAAUCUCGGUGCCAAUAUAAACAUGAAUGCAUAUCAUGUUCACACAAUCACCCCUACAUCAGGCAUAAGACAUCCUCAGGCACCGGUUUAAAUUUUAGGUCUGGUGAUAUGCAAGCAACUUGGCGACCUCAGCAACCCAAGAGAUCCACACAACCAAGCUUAACUAGUAGAGCCCCUCAUGCCCAGUCAUUUAGACCUCACUAA
Messenger RNA from Ostrea edulis (European flat oyster), 1035 nucleotides. RefSeq lists its product as uncharacterized. NCBI's taxonomy places the organism in Eukaryota, Metazoa, Mollusca, Bivalvia, Ostreida, Ostreidae. The transcript has a single exon. Bases 1 to 1035 code for a protein of 344 amino acids. The record is from RefSeq and is a predicted model, not a curated record. Gene Ontology annotation, molecular function: metal ion binding.